Cinara cedri is the source of this 3599-nucleotide messenger RNA. The record is from the annotation of a GenBank genome assembly. NCBI's taxonomy places the organism in Eukaryota, Metazoa, Arthropoda, Insecta, Hemiptera, Aphididae.
CUAUUUCCGGCUUCCGCGGAUAAUCGGAAAGCCGGACGUGAACACUCAUCAGUAUUCUACAUUUCUACCCCGUUCCGCAUGCGUACUCUUCCAUGUAAAUUUCCUUAUCAUUUUUAUCAACCCCGACAUGAUAACGAAUAUAAAAUGUAAAUCUAAUGUAGGUAUGUAUUUUAUUGUUGUGUUAAAGCAAUGACGUUUUGUUCUAAAUUUUAUUUUUAUAAUAAUUGUUAGUCACUAAGUAUAUGAUGGGCUUUAAAUUGAAAGUUUUUGUCGUAAUAUCGUCUGGAGUGGUAUUGAGUGUGUGUACUUAUGCCGCAUAUAGAAUAUGGAAAAAGCGCCUAAACAGCGCCGACGAUGAAGGUUUUGAAGAUGUUUCAAAGGCGAGUAAAUUUAAUCAUUUUUCAGUAAAUAAUGCACGAAUAACUUAUUUUUUUACACUUACUUAGUUGGAAGAAACAUUAGAAAAAAAAGUGUUGGUGUUGGGUUUGGAAGGAUCUGGUAAAUCAACUCUAGUUUCACAAAUUGUAAAAGAAGUUGGACAAAAAUGUGUCGCUUUCAAUUCUAUUUACAAGCCUACUGAAGGAUUUAAUGUUACAUCUUUAUCAGAUGGAACAUCUCCCACAAUCAACAUAUGGGAAAGUAAGAAAAUAUUUUAUUUAUUUUAAAAUAAAACAUUAAUAUCUAUCUAAUAUUUUGAGUAAACAAAAUACUACCUAGGUACUGUUUUUUUUUAAAGAAAUAUAAGCUAUAUCAGAAUUUAAUGUGCCUAGAUUAAUUCUCCUAUUUUAUCUAUACAUAUUAAGAUUAAUACAUUUAUAACUUAUUUGUAUUGUUUAAUAACAAUAAUAAAGUAAGAAUUUUUUUAAUUAAAAUUAAAUAUAUUAUUACUUUUAUUUGAUAUGAAAACAAAAUGUUUUAAUGUGAAAUUUGUCAUAAAAAAUAGUUUUUUGUAAAUUUACUCGUGAUUUAUAUUUAUGUAAAUUGUAAAUAUAAUAAUGCUAACCAAAGUGAAAACUAUUACCAAAAAAUUAGUAUAUUUAUAAGUAUAUAUUUGUUUGUUACUUUUCCGUUAUAUUGAAAUGCUCAAAAAGAAAAUGUUUUUAAACACUGUCAUUUUGUUUAAGACAGCCAAGAAAUUCUUACCAGCAACAAAAUUUUAAUUAUAAGCUCAACUUGUAAAAUAUUGUAUUAAUUUAUCCCAGUAUCACAAUUUCGAAUAACUAAUAAAUUUCAUUUUUUAUCACCAUUUUAAUUUAAUUCUACUUUAAAAUGAAUUGCGUAUUAAUAAUGAUUUGUUAACUUGUGUUUAAUGUUACAGUUGAUAUAAAAAAAAAAAAUAAUCUUCAUUUAAGGUUAUCAUUUAUUUCUAAAAGAAUAUUUGUAAUAUUAUUUUUUUUUUUUUAAUUGUAGUUGGUGGCAAAGAAAGUGUAAGAAGAUAUUGGGCAAAGUUUUUUCAAGAUACAGAUAUAUUAGUGUUUGUUGUUGAUGCCAGCAAUAAUUCAAACCUAUCAAUUGUUGUGAGCGAGAUUAAAUCAUUACUUGGCGAUGCCCGUUUAGCUUCUGUUCCCAUAUUAGUUCUUGCCAAUAAACAGGUAAAUUAUCAAUAACAUAAAAUUUAGACUAUUGAUUCAAUAAUAUUUUGUGCAUACAAAUUAAUUUCAAUUAUAAUUUUUAUUUUUAAUAAUUUUAAAUAAUCAAAAUUAUGAAUAUUAUAUUUAAAAAAAGGUAGACAUACUUAACACGAUGGGUGGGCCACUGUUGUAGUUGAGAAGCUGAGAAGGUAGGAUAUAGAGGGGAAUUUAAACUAUAACUAUGCGAUUAUACUAUACAACGAUUAAUCAUUGGUAACAAGGAAUGAUUCUGAGUGGAGUUCGGAUAUGUAUGUUUUAUAAGGCCUUAAUAUUUACAAUUUUCAUCAAAAUUUGUAUACAAAAAAAAUACUACAUCAAAUUCAACUUUUUCUUGUUGAUAACCAAGUACAAAUUAUAAUUAAUCUCCAGUUAAAUGCUCAAGCAUUUCUGUUUGAUCUUACAAUUUUAUCCACAAAGUACCUACCAAAUAAAAAUUACACAAAAAAUUUGCAAAAUAUAAAUCUAUUAAUAGCUCAAGAAUAGCUUAAAUGUUUUGAAAAUUUGACCACAUCUAGAAAAGGCAAUUAUUAGAUUUUUGAACAAAUUUCAAGUUUCUAUGAUCAUUUUAAACUGAAUUGCAACAACAAAAAAAAAUUGAAAUUAAUAAUAGUAUUAUUAUUAUAAAUGUUCAUGGUCAUUAUGAAAACUGCAUGGAAAAUCAAAAAAUGACUUCCAAAUGACUAGAUCAAAUUUUUUAUUUGUUUUUAUAAAUAAAAACAAUAUAAUAAUCAAUACAUUUCUCACUUUGCUCAGAAUCUAAAAUAUUAUUUUGUAAAAUUAUUAGGAAAUAUUUAAUACAAAAUUUUUGAAAUAUUUAUUAUUUUAAAUAGUAGAAGGUAAGUUUAAUAUUCAUUUUAAACGUGAGCUGUACUGUUCUAAUUUAUUGUAGGUAAAUAUUAAUACAUUUAAAUAAAGAAAUAUUUGGUAAUUGUUAACUUUUCUUGCUUAUCAAUAUUAAAUUUUAACUGUAUUUCUUCUUAGGAUGUAGUUGGAGCUCUUGGUGCAGAACAGAUCUCAAAUGUACUUGAUUUGAAAAGCAUUCCAUCCAGAUCACAUCAAGUUAAAGUUUUAGAAACACAAACAAAAUCAGGAUCUAAUGAAAUUCACCCAACAGUAUGUGAAGUUCGAAAGGUACUUUUAAAAUUAAGUUCCCACAUAUAACAUGGAUGCAUAUUUGUUUGUUUUUUUUUUUUUUGUGACACAAUGGUAUGUGUAUAAUAUAUAUACACAUAGUUAUUUUAUAAAAAUACUCAAUAUUUAAAUAUAUAUUAUAAUUUUUUUUUUUUUUACAUUUUUGAUACUUAAAGUUCUAUAUUUUUAAAUAAACAUCCUGUAUAUUUUACUAGCUUAUGAAUUUUUAAUGAAAACUUUUAUUUUUGAUUUAAAUUCCCUUCCGUAGAAAUGUAUAUCUGAAAAAUCAAUGUAUAAUCUUGUACCCGAAAAAACAAAAAUUAAUUACAGUAAAUUAUAAACUAAGAAGUUGCAUUUUUACUGGUAUAAGUGACUUACCAUCAAUCUACUUUAAUGUCCACUAAUCAUUGUUAAUAAAAUAUUAAUACCUAGUGAUUUCCAAUAGUUUUAAGUAUAUGAUAGAAAAGUUAAUUUCACGAUUAUUGAAAGGCAGUGCAGUAUUAUAAUUGUAUAUAAUAAAACAAUUCAAAUACUAAAAACACUGGUGUAUAGAACUUAGUUAUUAAAAAGUAAAAAAAUUAAUAAUCUAUUUUAUCUUUUAUAAUUAUUGGUGUCAUGAUGAAAAAAACUUGAGUAUACUUUUAUUUUAUACACAUAAUUAAAGACAAUUCCACAAUUUGGAUUUAUUAUAAACAUGUAAUAUUAAAAUUAUGAUUCAGCAAUUGGUUUUGGCAUUAAAUGUUCAUAUGCCUUUAUGCUUUUAAAAGUUUUAAUUUUUGCACGAAUUUGUUUCCAUGUCAUUUGAUAAACAUUUUUAGGAUCCUUUGUCAUCUCCUG